AUGACCUCCAAAGAUAUGCUCGGUAAACUGACAUCUGCACCCCCGCCAGUCCUCGUGACUCUACCGCAUCCACCUCAAGAGAACAGCUCUUCACCAGUUCCAUUCUUCCACCUCCUAGAACGCCUUAAGACUACCAAGAGAGAAGGCUGGAGACGGUUCGACAUUUCUCAUGGCGAGUCUAUAGCCGACCACAUGUACCGCAUGUCCGUCAUGACCAUGCUGGCACCCCCCUCGCUUGCGUCAAAGCUGAACAUCCUCCACUGCACCAAGAUGGCUCUCGUUCACGACAUGGCCGAAUCCAUCGUCGGGGAUAUAACGCCCGUCGACACCGAAGUCACAAAGGCCGAGAAGGCACGGCGCGAAGCGGAAGUGAUGGAGUACAUAUCAAGGACACUACUGGGCAGCGUCUUCGGCGGAACUCCAGGCGAGGGCCUCCUGAAGAUCUUUGAGGAAUAUGAAGAAGACAAGACGCUUGAAGCGCGGUUCGUGCAUGAUAUUGACAAGAUGGAGUUACUCCUGCAGACUGUUGAGUAUGAACGGUCUCAUGGUGGGAAGCUCGAUUUAUCGGAAUUCUACCACGCUUUCGACAAGAUACGUCUACCGGAGAUCAAAGCAUGGGGCGAGGAAGUUAUCCGGGAGAGGGAAGCCUUCUGGGCAGACAAACCAACCCCGGGUGCCGUUCCCAAAUAA
Molecule: messenger RNA, 690 nt
Organism: Arthroderma uncinatum
Lineage: Eukaryota; Fungi; Ascomycota; Eurotiomycetes; Onygenales; Arthrodermataceae
Product: HD family hydrolase
Exons: 1
Coding region: 1-690 (229 amino acids)
Cellular component (GO): cytoplasm
Molecular function (GO): 5'-deoxynucleotidase activity
Source: RefSeq, a predicted model, not a curated record